AUGACGGCAAUAAACGCACGGAUUGCAACAUUUGCCAAGACAAACUUGGCGGUGGAGAAGAGGAUGAAGACCGUCAAGGACAGCUUUCAAGAGCUGAAGGCCGAGUGGACCACGGCAAAAAAACAAGUGGCAGGAAACACUUCGCUUUCCGUCACAAUGUUCAACAACAUCAAGCAGGCAAUCCAGGACAUUCAAUAG
Messenger RNA from Psilocybe cubensis, 198 nucleotides. RefSeq lists its product as uncharacterized. The transcript is spliced from 2 exons. The record is from RefSeq and is a predicted model, not a curated record. NCBI's taxonomy places the organism in Eukaryota, Fungi, Basidiomycota, Agaricomycetes, Agaricales, Agrocybaceae. The coding region runs from base 1 to 198 and encodes 65 amino acids.